This is a messenger RNA of Penicillium roqueforti, 1383 nucleotides long. RefSeq lists its product as uncharacterized. The transcript is spliced from 2 exons. The record is from RefSeq and is a predicted model, not a curated record. Bases 1 to 1383 code for a protein of 460 amino acids. NCBI's taxonomy places the organism in Eukaryota, Fungi, Ascomycota, Eurotiomycetes, Eurotiales, Aspergillaceae.
AUGGAGUGCCUAGGUGUUCCUAUUGACCAUCGACUGCGGCGAGUGAUUCGUGAGGCAAGACGUAUCGAUCGGGACAAGGAAAAUUCCGACCAUAUUCAGCUUCUUCAUAGCUUUGGAUCAUCUCUAGAGGUUGACGAGAGUGACUACCCGAUAUGUGACCUGAGCUUCGGACUCGAAAUGGCGCGACCAGAAUUGAAGGGUGGUGUCCUUAUUGUACUGGAACGGCCUCAUUCGAAACAGAAAAACUCGGACGGAUUUAUGGAAGGCAAACGCAACUGCCGAACCAUUAAUGCAGUGUCGGAUCUUAUUUCUGCUGUAAACAACGAUAAGUUGGGUUUUGACGAUGUCAGCUUAUUUGAUGCAAUACCUUUUCUAGAUGAGACAGUCGCGGGAAAAGAUCACCAGGAUAUCAUCAAUGAAGCACAGAAUGUUUUCGCCGAUAUGGCUAGGGCUAAAGACCCUGAUAUCAUUCUAUGCUGCUUCAAAACUGAGACUCAAAACUCUCUUGUCAAGAAACUUCAGAGCCGAGGAGUAGGGCGGAGUUUCUACCCUGAUAACCCAAAGCUUACCGGAUUUGGUUUUUCGUCUACCCUUGUGAAUGCAUUUCACCCAAGUUACGCUGUUAACUAUUAUCCAAUAUCCUCUUGCUUCAAGCAACUCCUGGUUCUAGAGUUUACGAAGGCAUUUGCUCUUUGGAGGCAGAGCUGGACUGAAGAGCCAUGGAUGAAGGGGUUAAGAGAUGAAUGCCGGAUCAGAGCAAAAAGGAAAGUCGGUGAAAAGAAUAUCGACGGGAAAUGGAACCGAUCGUAUAUCAAAGAGCAGUGGGAAGAACUUCUUACCUCCCUGGAUGCACAGUUUGAAAAAUGUUUCUUCCAAAAUCCUAAAGAUAUCGGGGCAGGGGAUUUGCAGCGCAAGCUUGUGGAUUCAAAGAUCACCUGGCUAUCUUGCGAUAUUGCAUGGAUUCUCGAGGAACUAACCCCCGAAGAAACAAUCACUUUGGAAAUGCCGCAACAGUUGUUGUGCAAGCUUCGAAGAUGGUGUCGUAAGGCGUGGCCAGAAGACCAACUUCGACGCAAUCCGAGCAACUCUAAUGGGUACUACGACCAUUUACCCCUCCUGCUUUUAAAGUCAAACCAACCGAGCACACUUGCAAAAAGUCUGGAGAGCAGACUCUUUGGCCUCCUUCGCGAUCUGAACCUCUCUUUUAAUCGAUUGCAUAACGAUGUUUAUCAUAAUUUACUUGCCCAGAGAUGUGCUUUUCGAAGGUUUGCUGCUGCUUUCGAGGACAUACUAGAAGACAUUGCGGACAAUGAUCUUUCCCUGGAAGGAACCGAGCUUCACCACGAAAUGGGCUUCUUAAGUCUGAAUGGAACAGCAGACUAA